This is a messenger RNA of Parasteatoda tepidariorum (common house spider), 936 nucleotides long. It is a transcript of the gene SdhD, whose product is annotated as succinate dehydrogenase, subunit D. The record is from RefSeq and is a predicted model, not a curated record. NCBI's taxonomy places the organism in Eukaryota, Metazoa, Arthropoda, Arachnida, Araneae, Theridiidae. Gene Ontology annotation, biological process: tricarboxylic acid cycle; mitochondrial electron transport, succinate to ubiquinone. Gene Ontology annotation, molecular function: heme binding; ubiquinone binding. Gene Ontology annotation, cellular component: respiratory chain complex II (succinate dehydrogenase); mitochondrial envelope; membrane.
AGUGACAAAUAACUAAACUAAUUCUCUUUUCGUUUGUGGCCGAUUUUUCGUCCGCUGAGAAACAGCAUCUUGUUUUCUGCUAUUUAACAGUUUUUAAUAUAAACCUAGAAAUAAGUGAAUUUGUUUUACAAAUUGAAAUAAAUUUCUUUCUCUCUUCUUAAUUUGAUAUUAUUUUUGUCCUUUUAUUUGCAAUUUCAUAAGGACAAUGUCAGUCUUGAAUAUCAUCAGAUAUAAUUCUAAAGAUAUUCUUAUAAAGGCCAUAAAAACACAGCAAGCUACACUAAGAAGCAAUUGUCUGGUUUCUACACUGCAGAAGCAAAUCUAUGAGCCACUUAAAUUAUCAUCAACAUUUUUCAGAACUUCUUGGACUCCAAUUCAUUCGUCUUCAUCUCACAAGCAAUGUCUUCAAAGCAGUUUACAAUCCAGUCUAACUUCUGUUAGAGCAAUGAGCUCAGACCACAGUCACUCCAAAAUAUGGACAAUAGAAAGGUUUCUUUCUGCUGGUUUAAUUGGCCUCUUACCUUUGUCUCUUGCUUACCCAAAUCCUGCUCUGGAUUAUGCUUUAGCACUUGCAUUGGUUGUCCAUGUUCAUUGGGGUGUUGAAGCUAUAGCUGUUGACUAUCUUAGACCUAGUGUUGUUGGUGCAACACUCGCAAAGGCCUCUGUCUUAGGUGUAUAUGCAUUGUCAGUUAUUACUUUAGGCGGACUAUUUUAUUUCAAUUACAAUGAUGUAGGGCUAUGUCAAGCCAUGAGAAUGCUUUGGAAGUUGUAAUGCUGCAGGUAGACUAUUAUUAGUUUAUGAUGUGCAGAGCUGUAGAUGAAGUGAUACUUUUUGUCAAAGAAUUUAUUCUGUAUGCAGAAAUAUUAUGUUCCCCGUGAACUGAGUUUAUCAGGAAUUUCUUUUUGUGAAAGCAAUAAAGUUAUAAACAAAACUUU